Heterobasidion irregulare TC 32-1 is the source of this 1589-nucleotide messenger RNA. RefSeq names its product putative metallo peptidase M16. Gene Ontology annotation, molecular function: metalloendopeptidase activity; metal ion binding. Lineage: Eukaryota; Fungi; Basidiomycota; Agaricomycetes; Russulales; Bondarzewiaceae. Bases 8 to 1432 code for a protein of 474 amino acids. The record is from RefSeq and is a predicted model, not a curated record. Gene Ontology annotation, cellular component: mitochondrion. The transcript has 5 exons.
AGCCUUGAUGGUUUCUCGUGUCCUUUCCGCCUCGCUCGGGCGCGCUCUUCGCGGUGCGGCGCGUCGUCCAGCACCCAUACGGUCGUUGGCGACAGCUGUCUCAUCACAGAGCCCGUUCACUGAGGUCACCACCCUUUCUAAUGGUCUCACCGUCGCCACGGAAUCGCAUCCUCAUGCACAGACAGCGACCGUUGGUGUGUGGAUAGACGCUGGCUCACGCGCCGAGACCGACGCUACGAACGGGACUGCUCACUUCCUCGAGCACAUGGCUUUCAAGGGCACCAACCGUCGCACCCAACACGCCCUCGAGCUUGAAGUCGAGAACAUCGGUGCCCACCUGAACGCCUACACCUCUCGCGAGCAGACCGUCUACUAUGCGAAGAGCUUCCGCAAGGACGUUCCCCAGGCCGUCGAUAUCAUUUCAGACAUUCUUCAGAACUCCAAGCUGGAGAGCAGUGCGGUCGAGCGGGAGCGGGAUGUCAUCAUCCGAGAGCAGCAGGAAGUUGACAAGCAACACGAGGAAGUCGUCUUCGAUCACUUGCACUCGGUCGCUUUCCAAGGUCAAGCCCUAGGUCGCACUAUUCUUGGCCCGAAAAAGAACAUCCUGUCCAUUCAGCGGGAUGACCUUGCGUCUUAUAUCAAGACGAAUUACACUGCUGACCGGAUGGUUCUUGUUGGAGCUGGCGGUGUCGACCACGCCGAGCUUGUCAAGGCUGCGGAGAAAUCUUUCUCAACGCUCCCCGUGUCGCCAAAUCCUAUCCCGCUCGGCCGGUUAGCGCACCCGAGGACCAACUUCGUCGGUUCUGAAGUCCGUGUUCGUGACGAUGAUAUCCCGACGGCGCACAUUGCCAUCGCGGUCGAAGGUGUCGGCUGGUCAUCGCCUGACUAUUACCCUAUGCUCGUGAUGCAGUCCAUCUUUGGUAACUGGGACCGCGCUCUCGGUUCCGCGUCGCUGCUUUCUUCGCGCCUUUCGAGCAUCAUCUCCCAGAACAACCUCGCAAACAGCUUCAUGUCCUUCUCGACAUCGUAUUCCGACACUGGCCUUUGGGGCAUCUACCUUGUAUCGGAGAACUUGAUGAACCUCGACGACCUCAUGCACUUCACAUUGAGGGAGUGGACGCGGAUGAGCAUUGGUCCAACUUCUGCGGAGGUUGAGCGGGCAAAGAGCCAGUUGAAGGCCGGCUUGCUCCUUAGCCUUGACGGGACGACCGCGAUUGCGGAGGACAUCGGGAGGCAGAUUGUGACGAGCGGGCGGAGGAUGACGCCGAAGCAGAUCGAGAGCGCCGUGGAUGCGGUGACUGUCGAUGAGAUCAAGCGCGUCGCCCAGAAGUACAUCUGGGACAAGGAUUUCUCCAUGGCUGCGCUCGGCUCCAUCGAGGGUCUUCUCGACUACAACCGUAUCCGCUCGGACAUGUCUUCCUUGAUCUACUAAGGCAUCAAUCAUCUGGUCGUGCGAGUAGUGGUCCGGUCACUGCACGCAUGCGCUUCCUUCGUAGAAGUAGAUGCAUGGGCGCCGACAUUUACAUCUCCGCGCCUUUUGUUAAUCGUGUAGAUACCGGAAUCCAAAAUCACCUUGUUAAUUCCCCUUA